Messenger RNA from Caenorhabditis briggsae, 312 nucleotides. Gene Ontology annotation, biological process: nuclear envelope organization. Bases 1 to 312 code for a protein of 103 amino acids. The transcript is spliced from 2 exons. Gene Ontology annotation, cellular component: meiotic nuclear membrane microtubule tethering complex; nuclear envelope. NCBI's taxonomy places the organism in Eukaryota, Metazoa, Nematoda, Chromadorea, Rhabditida, Rhabditidae. The record is from RefSeq and is a predicted model, not a curated record. Gene Ontology annotation, molecular function: protein-membrane adaptor activity.
AUGGAUUAUUCUAACAGGUCAAAUUUGAAACCACUAAUUGGAUAUGAUCAAACUAAUCUUGUUUUACUUGAUCGUCCUCAACCACCAGAGGAUAAAGCAUGGUGCACAUUUGAUAAGAAUCCAGUACUCACGAUCAAUUUGGCAAAGCAUAUCAAGCCUAUUUCUGUAUCAUAUCAACAUUCUGAAUGGCAUGGGACAAUUCCGAGUGAGGCUCCAAUAAGAUAUGAUGUAGUGAGCAUCCAAGUGACAACUACUGCCUACCCUGCCCAAGUUGAAUUCGAGUCUGUACUGAAUACAAAUUCUCAAUUUUAG